Molecule: messenger RNA, 5210 nt
Organism: Schistosoma mattheei
Lineage: Eukaryota; Metazoa; Platyhelminthes; Trematoda; Strigeidida; Schistosomatidae
Source: the annotation of a GenBank genome assembly
AUGAAUAUUAUUAUAAUCAAUGAUUAUAUUCUAUUAAUUUAUUUAAUAUUAUGGAUUAAUGCUGAUGAAUUUCAUGUUGUUUCACCAGGACCAUGUUUACAAGAAGGUGAUGCCUAUUGUAUGAGACGUGUUGCUAAUAGUAUGUGUUCAUUAGAGAAAAAUGAAUGUUUUUGUAAACCUGGUUAUGUAUCAAUACAAGAAAGUUAUGGAAUUACUUGUAAAACAUUGUUAACCAAUUUAAAAUGUCAAGUGGAUAGUGACUGUAUACAUGUAGUGAAUAGUGCAUGUCAUCCAGGUGCAGGAUAUUGUGCUUGCCCAGGUGGUACAAUUUAUGUUUCUCAGGAUAAUGCAUGUCGACAGUCAGCAGAGAAUAAUCAAAAUCCAUUUUGUUUAAAAUGUCGACAAGCUAACGGUGUAUGUUAUCAUUAUACUUCUAAUCAAAUAUCAAAUUCAAAUGAAAUGAAACGAUAUAAACGUUAUGAAUAUAAAGAUCAUAAAUUAAUCCCUUUCAAUAGCCCUGUGGAUGUAAUAUUUAAAGAAAUUCUUCAGUAUUCUGAAAAUACAGAGACAUAUGGAUGCAGUUGUCCACAUAAUACUGGAAUGUUAGUUUCAUUUUCAAUGAAUGAUAUAACAACAAAUAUAAAUCAUAGUCAUUUACAAAAACCACAUCACUCAACAUCGUUUAAUAAACUUGAUGAAAAUAUAUCCUUGUCAACAUAUCAGCUUGUACAACAACAGUUUCCUAAAUGGUAUUUUUGUAAAGCAAUAAUGGUCGAUUUAUGGGAAUACUGUAACAAUAUUGAUUUAUUAUGUCGAACUAAAAAUGCACGUUGUAUCAGAACGGAUAAUGAAUUAGAUUUAAUUCAAUUUACAUGUCAAUGUAUACCUGGUUAUAUACCAGUUUAUCAAAAUCAUUUAGAUUAUCAUGAAUGUUUUCGUCAACUUGAAGGGAAUCAUUCCAGCUGUUCGUCAUGUAUUCAUUCAAAUGGAAAAUGUUAUACAAUGAAUGAACAAGACAUUGAAUCAUCGAUUGGUUGUUUAUGCCCAAAUAAUCUUCAAUCUAUGAUAACAUCUUCAACACAGACUAAUGUAAUACAACAUACUAAUAAUAAUAAUCCUAUUGAUAGUAAUAAUGAUGAGAUCAUAAACAAUAAUGAUAAUGAUAAUCAUUUACAGAAUCAUUAUAAAUCUAUGCUAUCACAAACAACAAUAAUGGAAUAUGAAGUAUGCGGAGAAAAUUUAGUACAUGUAUUUUGUCAACGACAUUUAUUAGAAAUUUGUUUUUUACCAAUGAAUCAAUCACCAUAUGAAAAUUUAGCUGAAAAUUUACAAUUACAUCAUUCCAUUGCAUUUAUUACAAAUUUAACAAUCUAUCAAAAAUUGAUUAAUACAUGUAUAUUAAAUAUAAAAAAUUCUGAAUCAACAAAUAUACCAUGUGGUCUUAGUAUUACUGAAUAUAUAACUGGUGAUUUGUAUACUGUUGAUCUCUUGUUUCAAUUUACAUGUAAAACUAAUAAUGAUGUACCGCAUCGGGUACCUGGACAAGUUUUCGAAAGAAAUAUUAAAGUUCAUAGACAAGAUCUACUUGAUGAUUCACCAUGGCCCAAACUUGAUGUUAAAUUUACUGUGAAAGAUGAAAAUGGACAAUCAGUACAAACAAUAUUAGAGUCAACACCAAUCAGAUUUGAAGCUGAAUUGAUUGAUGAACUAAAUGUUUACAAAGCUAUUACUGUUGAAGAAUGUUAUAUGAUAGACAGGAUAAAAUCUGGUCAAAGAAAUGAAGAUUCAAAAGAAACUCUUUUAUUAUACAAAGGUUGUCCAAUGUUCAAAUCAAAUUUAAACAAUCAAUCAAUAAUUGGAUUUAAUUUUCAAACGAAUCAAUAUGACAAUGAAAAAGUAUUAAUAUUUCAACCGGAUAAUAAUAAUAAUAAUUUAUAUCAAUUACAAACUGGUUUAUUUCAUCUUUAUUUAAAUAAACAAUCAAUAAUUGAUUUAGAUAUAACACAAUCAAUCAAUAAAACAAUCAAAAUGAUAAAACCAAAUAUCGAAAAAAUCAAUACAAGUAAAAUCAAUAAAAAUGUUACAAUGAUUAAUAAUAAAUCAAUGAAAUUAAUAAAUAAACCAAUGAAUUUAUUGGAUGACAUAUAUAAAGAAAAAUUAAAUGAAAUUGGAUAUAGAAUACAUGAAUUAAAAUUUACUUGUAUAUUUCGUAUAUGUAAACAAUUAGCAUGGUGUUCAUGGCCUUCCGCGUGCGAUUCAACUAUAUCAAGUUUGAAUAAUCCUCGAAUAACAUUUCUGCCACCAAGUCUACGAAUUAUACAACGUUCCAUACCAUUAUAUUUAAUUGAAAGUAUUCCAAGUAGUCAGUUACCAGUGAAAAAACAAGUUACAUCAAGAAUUUGUGGAGAAUUAUAUUGUUCAAAUACAUUACAUAUAUUAUUAAUGAUGAGUUUAGUUGGUAUAUUAACUUGUUUAAUGGGUGUAAUGGGUAUGUUAUUAGCACGUAAAUAUCGUCAUCAUUUAAAUCAAACAAGAAAUUCAUUAAUACAAUCAAAAUCAAUAACAAUCAAACAAAAUCAUUGUACAGAAAUAGAUAAAAAUUAUUAUAAUCCAAUUAAACAAUCAUCCAUAUCACAAUAUAUAAUUGAUAAACCACAAUGUCAAUCAGAUCAACAAAUAGAUAAUGAAAUAUUCAAAAGUCUUUUAACAGUUGAUAAUCAUAUUACGAAUAAUAAUAAUAAUAAUACUAGUAGUGUUAGUAAUACUAGUAGUAGUAGUAAUAGUAAUAGUAGUAAUAAUAAUAAUCAACCAUAUACAAUGGAUAUUAAAGAUUGUUGUAAAUAUUGGUUAAAUGAACAUUCAUAUGCUAAUCCUUUAUUAUUACAAAGAUCUUUACCUCAUGAUCUACCAUUGCACCAACAUCAUCAUCGUCAUCAUCAUCAUCAACAACAACAACAACAACAACAACAACAACUUUAUCAGCAACAUCAACUUUAUCAUUCACAAUGUCAACAACAUCAACAACCAUCACAAUAUCAAUUACAACAUUAUCAAAUUUCACCAUCAUCUACAAUGGCUACUCCAAGUCAUUGUUCAUGUUUAAAUGAAACAUUAUUUACUGAUAAUAAAAUAAUACAAAAUUUAUCUAAUUAUUAUACAUUAAAAGGUUAUACUACAUUACCAAUAACUACAUCGAAUACAUUUACAUCAUUUAAAUCAAUAGAAAAUUCUAGACAAAAUGAUGAUUAUCCAGUGUUGAAUAGAACAACAACAGCGUUUAUAUUGGAACCAACACAUACAAUGAUAAGUAGUAUUAAUAGUAGUAAUACAACAACAACAACUACUAGCACUGUCACUACUAUUAGUAAUAAUGAUACUCAUAAUUAUGGAAAUAACAAUAAUAUGAGUAUAAGCACUAUGAGUAAUAUUCAUGAAUCCAUUACAUCAUCAUAUUCAACAACAAAUAUAAGUAGUAAUAAUGAUAAUUCAGUAAUAUAUUGUUCAGAUCAAUUAACAGAUUCUUAUCCCCAUUCUUCAAUUCAACUCCAAGAUGAUGUAAUACUAUUUCAAAACAAUAAUAAUAAUAAUAAUAAUUCAACUAAUGAACUAAAUAAUAAUCAAUGGUGUACAAUAAAAAAUGUACAAUUUAUAAAUAAUAAAUCGAAUCAUUUAUCAUUACAAUCUCAAUAUAAAAAAUUAUCUACAUUUGAUGAUACUAUUUAUUUUGGUAUAGAUUAUCAUAAUCCUAAUUGUACAAUAAAUCCAGUAAUAGAAACAAUACAAUUAGAUACAAAUGAAUUACAACAUAAUCAAAUACAAUCACAAUUUAUACAACAAUCAUUGAAAUAAUAAUUAAAAAAAAAAUGACAAUAUAACAGAAAAACGAAUUAUUAAUUCUGUUAGAAUGAAAAAUAUAAAUCUGCUCAUCAGUUUAUACUUAUAUUUCAUUAAUCUUCAGCUAUUAUUACUCAUACAUUUAACUAACAUGUACAUAAAUGACAAAGAAACUAACAUCAUCAAUUCAGUGUAUACUUUAAAAUGACACAGUAAAGUUUGUUAUAGUACAUGAUUAUGCUCAUUUUAUAAAUUGUACAUGAUAUAUACAUAUUACUUAAAUAUUUAUAAGGAAGUAGCUAAUAUACAGUUGUAAUAUAUAUUGAACUUUUAAGGAGUACAUUUUAAAACACAAAUCUUUAAUGAGUAUUUACAAGAACAAGCAAACAAACAGAACAGAACAGAAUAGUUUUCCUAAUUAAUGGUUGUGCACUAAUUUUGAUAAUUAUUUAUAUAAUCAAAUUAAUGAGAAAUAUUCUACACCAAUACAUAGAUACACGUACAUAGGGACAUUUUGUAUACAUAUACACACAUUUACACAUAGGUGCACACACACACACACAAACACAUGCACAAAUCUAUCUCGUUUGCACUAAAUUUGUUAUGACUUUACUUUCUUUCAAAAGAAGGAGAAAAAAAGAGAGGAAAGAAUACGAACUUAAGGAAUAACAUAAGGUAAUCUUUAUAAGGUUCUGUUUAGUUGGAAUAUCGGUUAAACAAAGGAAACCAUACAUUGUAAUCUAAAUUGCAAAAAUGUCAUUUGUAAUAUUUUACAUUUGAGAAAAGAAUGAUAAACUUUGAUUUGGGAUUUUAUUUGUGUUGAUCUUUCUUCAAGUUUAGGAGCACUGUUUGUUUUGUUUCGUUUUCUUUUUUAAAGAAAAAAAUAUGUAACUUUUACUAAACGUCCUUUCGGUUUCUUUUUUAUAUGCGAACUGUAUACAACAUCCUUACUGAACGUUAUUACUAUGAAAAUUGGGGAUAAUAUUAUUUGAUUGUGCAAGGAGAAUGUUACGUCCUUGAUCUGUCUACCCACUUUUAGUGCUGAGGAUAACUUGUCUAAUCUGGAUUAAGACAUUGACUCGAUAGGCUGACCGGCUUAACAAUGAGGCUAGAACGCGUGAGUUUGAAGUGGGGUAGAAAGAAGAAAACUAUUUUAUCACCUGAUUGGCUGAGAAGUAUGCUAGUGAGAGAGAACAAGUCAACUGGAACACUACUCGAUUUAUUCUCAAUUCCGAUCUGGUUCCCGAUCCUCCGAUUUCAGAUUAGUGGAAAAGGGUCCAUAAAUAAAUAGAUGACUAACCCGACUAUAACGUACAAUAAUUAGGAAAAUACAAUUAUGUCCAAAACUGGAGAUUGGCGUAGAAAAUAGAGUACAA